AUGAAUAAUUCGAAAAAUUUGACAUUGAAACAAAGUUCAGCGAUUAUACCAAUGUCCGAUUUUAUUACACUCGUGGAUAAUUUAGAUUCAUCGUCGACUACUAAUUCAGCAGCGACCAUUAAAAAAAAAGCACAAUCAAAUUGGACACCAGCAAUGAAAAAGAUUAUAACAACAAAUGCUUUGAAGAAGAAGCAAUUCGAAAAACAGGUUGAGAAACCGUAUAUCUCGGCAGACAAAAAUGUACAAAAUACAACAAAAUUCGAAGAGGAACAAACAACAACCAUCACAGGAACAUCACCAUUCUGCGCAUCGACCAUCACUAUCGAACAUCUAAUUGUAUCAUCAAAAGAAAUCAUUACAACAGCAUCGAAAAUGAAUUAUUUCGAGCCGAUAUCACCAGUACCAUCAACCGAUAGUAGUAUUAGUAUAUUAUCGAUACAUUAUCCGAUUUUGGCACUACCUAAAAUAAAGCACAAAAGUAACGUUAAUUCUAACAGUACCAACAAAGAGAUCGAUGCUAAGGAGAAGAUAGGUAUUCUCAAUGAGAAACGAGUCAGAGAGGAUACACAAUUACCGAAUAAAAAAUUACGUUUAUUAUACGACCAAAAUCUGCUUGACGAUGAGUCAUAUAACAAAUUAGUGUAUCAAAUGAUCAACAAUCAUCCAAGCAGCUCAAAUCAACAAGGACUUGAACGAACCCGACGAUUACAUUUAGCAAGUUAUUUUUUGAACUGGCAUAUAACACAUGCAUUCGAAUCAGCUAAUAAAGAAUUUCAACAACUUUUUUCUAAAUAAAAACUAUUUUAGCGCUUGUAUUUCAUCAACAUAGCACUGAUGAGUCACUAUCAUCGACAAAUACUGGAUAUAAUGCAUAAACCAAUAACAUCAUUAUAAGCAGCGACACACUAGGGUGCUUUAUAUUUUUUUAUGAGAAAUGUUUCUUAUGCUUAUAACUAAUUACUAGAGCAUCAUAGCGCGAUGAAUUCAACGAAAACAUUGCUUUACAUGCUCCAAUUAGUAUCGACUAGCUAAUUGAACUGUAACGAUUGCUACCCAUAACCAGAUUACUUAAUUUUCGAACAAAUAUUUUAUGUGCCUAUAACUAAUUACAGAGCAAUUGCACCUUGAUGAAUUCAACGGUAAUUUUGUUUCGAAUGCCAUAAUGAAUGUCGACAACAUAAUUAGACUGUGACUACUCAUACCCAUUGUGAGAUUACUUAAUUUUCGAACAAAUGUUUCUCAUGCUUAUAACUAAUUACAGAGCAAUUGCAUCUUGAUGAAUUCAACGAAAAAUUUUUUUUUUCGUAUGUACUAAUUAUUGGCGACGACCUAAUUAGACCAUGACUAGUGCUACGAACUGUGAGAUCACUUAAUUUUCGAUCAAAUUUUGCUUGGGCAUCUAACUAAUUACUAAAGCUAUGUACCUUAAUGAAUCUAACACACACUUUUGUUCCACAUGCCCUAAGUAAUGUCGACACAAUCAAUUAGACCAUGACUGAUGCUAAUCACACUGAGAUCCCUUGUUUUUCGCACGACUUUUUUUAACGCUUUUAACUAAUUGUGAAAGCAUUGCACCUUAAUGAAUCCAACGGAGAUAUUAUUCGCCAUGGCCUCAUUGACGUACAUAACCUAAUCCGACCGAGACGCUGGAUACCCACU
Messenger RNA from Rotaria sordida, 1659 nucleotides. NCBI's taxonomy places the organism in Eukaryota, Metazoa, Rotifera, Eurotatoria, Philodinida, Philodinidae. The record is from the annotation of a GenBank genome assembly.